UGAGUGAAAUGUAAGGAUGAAGAGGCAGAGUGUGGAUGGGGCUUAAAGGUGCAGCCAUGAACUCCCAUGUGGGGGUCAGCGGUGGGAACGAGAGCAGCAUCCGUGUGGAGCAACUUCUGCGACCGGCGCUUCCGGGAAGGAAAGUCCACAGCGAGAUAAGACGGGAUGGAGAUGAAAGAAGUUGGGAGAAAAGAGGGAGACUCAGGAAGUGUGUCAGUAUUGAGAAUGUCGGCAAUGGAUCAGAAGAGGGAGGAAGCACAGAGAGUCUGUCCAGCUCUGGUUCGGAUCAAGUGGAUUCUGCAGUUGGGUCGAACGCAGUGGCUAGCGCCAGUGCCAUCAUGAAUAAAACCUCUCUUCAGCAUCCACAAGCAGCGGGGAGGUGUUCACCCCCACCUCUCACCUCCGUUCGAAACAGCUCACCCGUCCCCUCUCGCCCUCAGAGAGCUUCAUCAUCCGGGACCACCUCAGUGAGGCCACCCAGCCGUCCUCCCAGAGACCCAUGCCGGGUGGAUGUGAGGACACCUGGCGGCUUGUCACAGACUUUGAACAACGCUGUGGGAGAGACCCACUUGGACGAGGAGGAAGAGGCCGGAGGUGUGAUGGACGUGACGAGCCCAUCUCGGAUCACGGUGCCGGAGAGGAUGAGCAAGAAGGAGAGGAAGAGAAUCAAAUGUGCGAGGAGGAGGCAGAAGAGGAAGGAGCGAUGGAGGCAAAGUCAGCUGCAGGGCUCCACAGGUAGCAUUACCAGCAGCAGCGAUGAGGAGGAAGAAGACGUGAGCAAGGAGGGAUACAUGUGCGCCGUGUGCCUGGACGUCUACUUCAGCCCGUACAUGUGUCAGCCGUGCAAGCACAUCUUUUGUGAACCUUGCCUGAGGACGUUGGCCAAGAACUGUCCCACCAGCACUCCCUGCCCCCUCUGCAGAACCAUCAUCACGCACGUCUUCUUCCAGAAGGAGUUGAAUCAAAUGGUAAGGAUGUUCUUCCCAAAGGAAUACGCAUGUCGGAAACAAAACUUCCAGAAAGCGACUUGUGCGAAAUGGCCUCUGCCGAGCUGCAGAAAACUCUUCAGAAUAUUUGGAGGUUUCAGGCCUUCCAGCCCCAUGGCGCGACGUCAGUUGCCUCGUGCGGGCGGCGGCUUCCGUCUGAGCGCGUUGGAUUUUGACGACGACGGCCGCGGGUGGCAUUUUGACAUGGAUAUGGUCAUCAUCUACAUUUACUCUGUCAACUGGAUUAUUGGCUUCUUCAUAGUUUGCAUCCUCUGUUAUCUCUUUUUCCCCUCUUUUUGACAGUCUGAUGGAGAUGAUGAUGAUAAUGAUGAUGAUGAUGACAGGUAUAAGAGAUUAAGCCGUUUGCUGCACUGUGGAAACAAGCAGGUGGGAUGUUGAGUGGAGCAGUGUCAGCUUGUUAUCAGCCAUUAAUAAACGAUUGAAAGGGCAUAUUGUGUAGGAAGCACAUUUGGGUGUUCAAUUUUCUCAGUGAGCACGAUGAACAUGUACUCGGCUGUUUAUUGAU
This is a messenger RNA of Syngnathus typhle (broad-nosed pipefish), 1512 nucleotides long. RefSeq names its product ring finger protein 180a (gene rnf180a). NCBI's taxonomy places the organism in Eukaryota, Metazoa, Chordata, Actinopteri, Syngnathiformes, Syngnathidae. The transcript has 4 exons. Gene Ontology annotation, biological process: norepinephrine metabolic process; serotonin metabolic process; positive regulation of proteasomal ubiquitin-dependent protein catabolic process. Gene Ontology annotation, cellular component: endoplasmic reticulum membrane. Bases 36 to 1286 code for a protein of 416 amino acids. The record is from RefSeq and is a predicted model, not a curated record. Gene Ontology annotation, molecular function: ubiquitin protein ligase activity; metal ion binding; ubiquitin conjugating enzyme binding.